Drosophila grimshawi is the source of this 1248-nucleotide messenger RNA. Its product is annotated as ras-related protein Rap-2b. The record is from RefSeq and is a predicted model, not a curated record. The coding region runs from base 38 to 979 and encodes 313 amino acids. NCBI's taxonomy places the organism in Eukaryota, Metazoa, Arthropoda, Insecta, Diptera, Drosophilidae. Gene Ontology annotation, molecular function: GTPase activity; GTP binding. The transcript is spliced from 5 exons.
UAACAGCAACAGCAACAGCAGCAGCAACUUUUGCAAAAUGCGUGGCCGUCACUUGCGUCGACGUUUCAGCCUGCAGCCCUCAUUCAUGAAGGAUGACAGUGCCGAGGAUAAGCCCAAGCGUGACAAAGUUGGCCGGAAUAAUGCAGUGGACGAUGCCAUUGGACCGGCAAAUGCACGUCAUAAAAUUGUGGUUAUGGGCGCGGCCAAAGUGGGCAAAACCUCAAUAAUCACACAAUUUCUAUACAACACAUUUACCACCAAAUAUAAACGGACCAUCGAGGAAAUGCAUCAAGGGAACUUUUCCAUUGCGGGCGUGAGCCUAACGCUUGAUAUACUCGAUACAGCCGGUUCCUAUGAGUUUCCAGCAAUGCGAGCUCUAUCCAUAUCAUCGGCAGAUGCGUUCAUUCUGGUCUACGAUGUGACCGAUGCGGCGACGUUCGAGGAAGUGCGCGCUAUACGAGAUCAGAUACAUGAGACGAAGGCAACCACAGCGGUGCCAAUUGUGGUUGUUGGCAAUAAAACAGAUCUGCUCGCCGAGGAUGGUGAACUGCGUGAGGUGGAAUAUGCCACAACCGAGUCGGUGGUAACUGUCGAUUGGGAAAAUGGCUUUGUGGAGGCAUCGGCGGCGAACAACGAUAACAUUACCCAGGUUUUUAAGGAGCUGCUGGCCCAGGCAAAAAUUACGUACAAUCUGAGCCCGGCGCUGCGGCGUCGUCGUCAGUCGCUGCCGCAGCAAAUUGGCAAUAAUGGACCGGGCACACCGGUGCACCAUCCGCAUCACCACCACCAUCAUCAGCCGCAUCAGACGCAUGGACAGGGUGCGGCGCAUGGCUCCAGUGCCGGCUCGGCCUCAACAUCGGCUGGUGCCGCUGGCGGUGGGCACGGCUCAGCCACACCAACGCCGGCACAGCUGCAACAUCUGCAGCGCAUCCAGGAGCGCAGCCUGGGCUCCAAGCGCAACUCUUGCACAAUUUCCUAAGCGAGGCGAAGCCGAUGAAAAACAUAAAGAAAAACAAAACAAAACAAACAACAAACAACCUAUGCAACUGAACAACUGAACAACUAAACAAACGGUCUCCUACAAAUGGUUUUCAAUGUUUCACAAAUAAAACGAUUUACACUGAUGUAUCUACGAUCGAUUCUAUUAUAGUCGCGACUCAAUUGUACCUUUCACUCAUCACUUUAGUACCUAUCUCGGGCAACUUUUCGCUCUCUCUUUGUCUCACAAUGUCGCUCUCUCUCUCUCUC